GAAGCUAAACAAGCCCUAAUCGAUUUGAAAAGCGUAGUAAAAGAACCCGGUUGGAAAAAGAUAAUGUCACAUAAAUAUACUACAGUUUAUAGUAAAUUAGGAUCUUUAAGACAUCAAAAACUUCCGGUAUUUAUGGGUCAAUGCGAAAUUCGGGGCUUUAGUCCGAUACCAAUUUUUACUAUGAUCGGAAAGAGAAGGCUUUGGGAUGACUGGGUAAUUGAAAGUUUGGACGAUACAACAAGCUUAACAUAUAUGGUUAUGCAAGGAAUUUCUGGGUCAAGGGCACGAGAUGUAUCUUUGGUGGAAAAAGUUGAAUGGACUCCGAAUGGAACGAUCUAUUUUGUAUUUACAUCGGUCAAUACAAUAAAAAUACCACCUGUUGCUGGUAGAAUUCGUUCAGCUCUCAGUCUUAGCGGCUGGAUCAUUGAACCUAUUUCUAGCAAUCCACCUAGUACAAAAGUGACGUAUAUUCUUCAACUUCAUGUUAGAGGAUGGAUUCCUUCGGUAGUUGCGAAAAAGUAUUUGGCAAGACGUCCUCUUAUAAUUAAUAAAAUCUAUAGUUAUUUGCAAAAGCAUGGUGCACCUGAAAUGUCCCUUCCUCCUACGCCAACAGAUCCCAAACAUAUGUCAUUUCUUCUAGAUAACAAUGAACUAUCAAAUGAUAAAAAAUUGAAGGCACUGGUAGUUGUAGAUAACGAACAAGAUGAACCAAAAAGUAAUAAUGAAGAAGAAAAUUCUAAACUCAUACCUAAAGAUCUUGAUCAGCCACCUGUUUUACCCUCACCAUCCAAACUUACUCCUUCGAUACACCAACCAACUUCAUC
Messenger RNA from Racocetra persica, 824 nucleotides. The record is from the annotation of a GenBank genome assembly. Lineage: Eukaryota; Fungi; Glomeromycota; Glomeromycetes; Diversisporales; Gigasporaceae.